AUGAAUUAUGCAGAAGGUGUUGGGUCCAAAAAAGGUGGUGGUGGCAUAGCCUCCGAAUCCCUGUUCAAAUUACAACGAAGAAAAGAAGUCGAGUCUUUGCUUAGUAAAGGCGAAGAAGUACCCUAUACUUUUCAAGAUGAACAAGACGACCAAGUGAGAACCAAUCCGUAUAUUUACAAAAACCACUCCGGUAAACUAGUCUGUAAACUAUGUAAUACAAUGCACAUGUCGUGGUCCAGUGUUGAAAGACAUUUGGGCGGUAAGAAACAUGGAUUAAAUGUGCUAAGACGUGGUAUUAGCAUAGAGAAAAGUUCCCGAGGGAAAGAAGGCCAGGCAACCCAAGAUUUCCAGCGACAACAAAAAAUAAUUGAGGCCAAACAAUCCUUGAAAAACAACGGAGUGGUCCCUGUCUCUAAAGUUGCUACUGUAAAAGACCCAAAGACUGGGUCAGUGGGCCUGGCUGUUCAAGUAAACUACAAUAUAGAAACCAAGAAAAAUGACAUUGAUGAGAGCGGCAAAAUUGAUAUCCUACCACUCAUAAGGAUUAUAUCUGGACUGGAACUGUCAGAUGCAAAGCAGAAGGGAAAAAAAUUUUUAGUUAUUGCAUAUGAACCUUUUGAAAACAUCGCCAUUGAACUACCUCCGAACGAGAUAAUUUUUGGUGAAAACGAAGAAAUGGACACUGAUAAGGAUGGAUUAGAUGAACUGAAUAGAAAAUGCACAUUUUGGGAUGCUGUCUCAAAAAUGUACUACGUACAAUUCUUUUUCAAGCAAACGGAAGAAGGACAAGCAGCUACUUGA
Saccharomyces kudriavzevii IFO 1802 is the source of this 801-nucleotide messenger RNA. It is a transcript of the gene PRP11, whose product is annotated as spliceosome assembly protein PRP11. Gene Ontology annotation, cellular component: catalytic step 2 spliceosome; U2 snRNP; U2-type prespliceosome. The coding region runs from base 1 to 801 and encodes 266 amino acids. NCBI's taxonomy places the organism in Eukaryota, Fungi, Ascomycota, Saccharomycetes, Saccharomycetales, Saccharomycetaceae. The record is from RefSeq and is a predicted model, not a curated record. Gene Ontology annotation, molecular function: zinc ion binding; nucleic acid binding. The transcript has a single exon. Gene Ontology annotation, biological process: spliceosomal complex assembly.